Messenger RNA from Dovyalis caffra, 187 nucleotides. Lineage: Eukaryota; Viridiplantae; Streptophyta; Magnoliopsida; Malpighiales; Salicaceae. The record is from the annotation of a GenBank genome assembly.
GAUUGUACGCCAGGGCGAGGGAGUGAAAGCUCGAUGUGUUUUUGGAGGUCCCGAGGUGUAUUCGAUGAACUCGGGAUGCUCGGGCGGAUGGCGGAAUGAAGAAUUGGAGUUUAAAGGCUUGAAGAACUCUAAAACUCGAAACCCGGAAAGAGCAAUGGCUCAAAAGCUACCCGGGAAAAUUGGUUAA